CCAAGUCUUGGAUUGGCUGGCGGUGGGACCAUUCCCAGGAGUCACUGACAUACAGCUUAAUCCACCUAACCCUGUGAGACGAGCCCCUCACUUCAGCAGCAGGAGAGCUAGAGGGGGCAGUCCGGGCUCCACUCAGCAAGACAGGCAGGCAGCUUUCUUACCUGCAGCAGGAGAGCAGGUGGGAGAGGGCCAGCAGCAGCCAGAUGUGUGGGCACAGGGGGUCUGAGGAGGGAGGCCACCUCUGGAGCAGCUGGAGGAGGAGAGGGACUCCAGGAUCUCAGAGGAAAAAAAUGGGCAAGAAGGCAUUUCAGAGCCCUGCCAAAGACUCUGGAUUCAAGCUGCCCAAGGACAUGUUUCUGUUUUUAAAGAGGAAGAAAUAAGAAUAUGAAACAUUUUCCCAGAGAGUGAAGGAAAAUAUCUGUUCCUUGGAUAGACACCCAACCAAUCCAGUGGGAUAAUUGCCCCACUAUUCUGCCAUGGACAGUUUCAACUUCUCAACCACACUGGCUUCUUGGGAGGAGAAUUCAACAGCCACCAGCACCAUCUUCAUUUCUGGGAACCUGUCUUUAGCUGCCAGUCUUGGCAUGGAUGUCAGUGGUGUCCUCAUCCCUCUGAUUUACCUCAUAGUCUGUGUGGUAGGGCUAGCUGGAAAUUCCUUGGUUAUCUAUGUGGUUUUGUGUCAUUCAGUGAGUGAAUCGGUGACUAAUGUCUACAUCCUCAACUUGGCAUUGGCAGAUGAACUCUUCAUGCUUGGUUUACCCUUCCUGGCUGCCCAAAAUGCAUUGUCCUAUUGGCCUUUUGGUUCAUUCAUGUGCCGGCUAGUCAUGGCUGUGGAUGCCAUAAACCAGUUCACUAGUAUUUUCUGCCUGACUGUGAUGAGUGUUGACCGUUACUUGGCAGUGGUGCAUCCUGGGAAGUCAUCAAAAUGGAGGACAGCACGCGUGGCCAAGGUGGUUAGUGCCACAGUGUGGGUGCUCUCUUCUGUAGUAGUGCUGCCAGUGGUGGUGUUCUCAGAUGUUCCUUUAGGCAUGAGCACAUGCCACAUCCAGUGGCCAGAGCCGGCUUCUGUAUGGAAAACUGGCUUCAUUGUCUACACAGCUGCACUUGGCUUCUUUGGGCCACUGCUGGUAAUCUGUCUCUGUUACUUACUCAUUGUUGUCAAGGUUCGAUCCUCAGGCAGAAAAGUACGAGCACUGACAGCCAAGCGCAAGCGCUCUGAACGAAGAGUCACACGCAUGGUGGUUGCUGUGGUGGCUGUCUUUGUAUUAUGCUGGCUGCCGUUCUAUGUGCUCAACAUCGUCAAUGUCAUAUGGUCUCUGCCUGAGGAACCAUCGCUUUUCGGCAUCUACUUCCUGGUUGUGGUGCUGCCCUAUGCAAACAGCUGUGCCAAUCCCAUCAUCUACGGUUUCCUCUCCUACCGCUUCAAGCAGGGCUUCCGCAGGGCCCUCCUGAGACCCUCCCGUCGAGUGCAGAGCCAAGAAGUUGCAGCUGCAGCCACCACACCAGAUAAAAUGGAUGAAGAGGAAGAGGAGGAGGAAGAGGGAGAAGAAAUGGAAGCAGGAGUGACUGAGGUCAGCAAGAUCACCCAGAAUGGCAAUGGCAGGCUGGAAUGUGUCCCAAGCAGUGGGACAGGAGGCAGCGAGCAAAAACAACUUCCUGAGGAUCCUGUUAGUUGUGAGAAACCCAGCUUUGUAAACACCAGCUACUUGUAGUGACUAGAAAGAGGCUUCUCUUUCUCAGAACUUCUCUAAGUUUGACUCACGAGGAGCAGUCAACAGUGGAGUCAUUCCUGAUUCAAGGCUUUCCUCAAAGAUGGCAAAGAAGCCGGAAAGGCAUGAAGAAAAAUAAACUGUGGCUUCCAAAUACAGAAGCAAGGCCUAAUACACUCAUUUCCAGUGACCAUUCUGCAGCCAUGAUUGCUGGUUAGAGCAAAGGCUUCUGGGAUAGGGUUUAGGAGAAGGGUUCCUGUUCAGCUAACAUCAUGCAAAUGAAACUUCCUUCGUUACUCUAUAGCUUUUAGCAUACCUUCCAACAUUGCACAGACGAAAA
Molecule: messenger RNA, 2049 nt
Organism: Heteronotia binoei (common prickly gecko)
Lineage: Eukaryota; Metazoa; Chordata; Lepidosauria; Squamata; Gekkonidae
Gene: SSTR3
Product: somatostatin receptor 3
Exons: 2
Coding region: 477-1712 (411 amino acids)
Biological process (GO): neuropeptide signaling pathway
Cellular component (GO): neuron projection; membrane
Molecular function (GO): somatostatin receptor activity; neuropeptide binding
Source: RefSeq, a predicted model, not a curated record